Messenger RNA from Cottoperca gobio, 881 nucleotides. RefSeq names its product E3 ubiquitin-protein ligase MARCH3 (gene marchf3). The transcript is spliced from 4 exons. The record is from RefSeq and is a predicted model, not a curated record. Bases 1 to 771 code for a protein of 256 amino acids. Gene Ontology annotation, biological process: protein ubiquitination. Gene Ontology annotation, molecular function: ubiquitin-protein transferase activity; zinc ion binding. Lineage: Eukaryota; Metazoa; Chordata; Actinopteri; Perciformes; Bovichtidae.
AUGGCCCCUUAUAGAGCAGACAUGACAGCAGAGGAACUCCUGAGCCCAUGGGUGUACAGCCCUGUGGGGGAGGUCAAGUUAAUGUCUGAACACGGGCUGGAGAAGGAACUCAACAGAUGCAACCAAGAAGUAACGCAUCACGCAGACAUGGCCACUGAGGAAUGUACAGCCAUCACUGACAGUCUAUGCAGUGAGGAGCCAUUUUGUAGGAUCUGCCAUGAAGGCAGGGCCUCAGGGGAGCUGCUGUCUCUGUGCAAAUGCUCUGGUAGCUUGGCCAUGGUGCACCGGACCUACUUGGAGCACUGGCUCACUGCCUCCAACAGCAGCCACUGUAAACUCUGCCACCACCAGUUUACAGUGGAGCGCCUGCCAAAACCUCUUACUGAGCCUUCACCUUCCUCCUUCUCCCAAUGGUUGUGUUCUUCAUCCAUGCAGCAGCAGAGGAGGACGCUGUGUGGUGAUGCAGUGUGUUUCCUGUUCAUCACACCUCUGGCUAGCCUAUCAGGAUGGCUGUGUGUUCAUGGAGCCAUGGACCUCUACUACACCAACGGCAUGGAGGCCCUGGGGCUCCUGGUCCUCACGCUGGCCCUCUUUACCAUAUACGUCUUCUGGACUGUAGUACGUUCAGGGUGUAUACUUUUCAACACGUGGAAGAAAACCGACCAGAGAGUGCGACUGCAGAUUCCCUCGUCUGCCCAUAACACAUCUAACCUACAGACCCGGUCCAUAAACACCCACGGCAAAGCCACCAACAAAGAGACUAUGGUGUAGACUAAUGUCUGCAAUACUGAUUAUACUUCACACAUGAAGGAAACAAAGCUACAGAGAUGAACCAAUCCGGACAUUAAAGAGUUGGGAGACUCCUGCUACAGGACUGUUAG